Messenger RNA from Culicoides brevitarsis, 3684 nucleotides. It is a transcript of the gene Usp2, whose product is annotated as ubiquitin carboxyl-terminal hydrolase Usp2. Gene Ontology annotation, cellular component: cytoplasm. The record is from RefSeq and is a predicted model, not a curated record. NCBI's taxonomy places the organism in Eukaryota, Metazoa, Arthropoda, Insecta, Diptera, Ceratopogonidae. Gene Ontology annotation, molecular function: cysteine-type deubiquitinase activity. Gene Ontology annotation, biological process: protein deubiquitination. The transcript has 10 exons. Bases 460 to 3453 code for a protein of 997 amino acids.
CGGACAUUCUUUAAGUUACUCACUCGAUCGAAGCAAAAAAAAACGAGAGAAAAAAUUAAUUUAAUUUAUUUUUUUUUUAAAUAUAUAUUUUCUGUAUGAAUAUUACGGGCUGUUAUUAGUGUCUGUCUAUUAAGAAAAAAAUUGAAAAAAAAAUACAACAACAAAAAUCUAUAUCUAAAUAGAAUUCAACUUAACAACAAGUGUAGAUCAGAUGUUUAUAAAUAUGCGAAUCAAAAAAAUUACGUGUUUAAAGUUGUAGUUUUCUCGAGCUAUUUUUAAAGAAAAAAAAGCAAAUAUUUGAAAAAAAAAUCCGUCCGCCAAUAAUUAUAAUUAAUCAUCAUUAACAACCCAAAAAUUUGGGCAAAAAAGAAAUUUUGCUGUUAUCGAGUUAUUAUUGUUGCCAUUGCAAGCACGUGAUAUUUUCCGGUCCUCCCAAACACCAAAGACGACGACAUUAAUAUGCCUGUAAUUUCGACGCGUUACUCUACGACGACGACAACUGGAAAUUCAUACAUUAGCCCGUCUGUAGGGAGCUACAGAAGUACUUUAAGUGCCACAAAUCGCUCAUCGGCAGACCGUUCUGCGUCCAUUGAACGUCCCAACUACACAAGUGCCACAGAAUCGUAUUUGAAUCGUGCGCGCGCGAGUUCCUCGAGCUCCUUCCGACUUUCGACCGCGUCGAGUUACCGCUUAACCAACGGAACAUCCUCCUCCAGUGAUUAUUCGUCCUCGAGAUAUGGCGAACAAUCACUAACAAGACACUCUGCUGCUGCGACUUCGGCGCGAAACCCGAGUCAAACUAAUCAAAUUCCAAAAAGUACUGACCAAAAAUCCAAACAGAAGGCGGGGAAUGCAGGAACGCCGCAUCAGCAUCAGCAUCGACAUCCACGCAGUUCCAGUUGCAGCGCCUUUCGAAGACAACAACAACAACAAUUGCAGGAGAACAAUAAUUCGAUAAUGCCGUCAUUUACUCAUUCGGCACCUGUUCAAGGAUCUCGAAACGAACCAGAAAGCAAACUAAAAUUCACAAAUCUCUCGGCAUCGAGCACGGCAGGCACGAAAAAAGUAACAACGUCCAUUUUUAAUGGAAAUCCAAACAAACGAGCAUCAUUCCUUCCAGCAAGCAGCAACAGUAGCAACAACGGCGUGAACUCGUCCCUGAAUUACCGCGACGAGAAUUUCCUGAAGAAAGAAUACGAACAAGCGCGAAAUCAAGUGACAACGACCAAGAAUCUCAAGAACAAUAACGACCAAGAUACCAACAACAACAUGAGUGUGUUGUCGCUAACGAAUGGCAGCACCGCUCGCAAAACUCUCGACGAGGAAAAGCAAGAACUGAACGAAGUACGGAACAAAAUUUUGAGUCGCGUGGCACGAAAUAACGCGAACAACGCGAUGCUAAAUGGGGAAUUUAACGGAUCUGACAACGGAUCGGACGACAUAAAGUUCAUCGAUAGUGACAGUGAUAAUUUAAGUGAGAAACGAAUGUCGCCGCUCAGUAAUGGCGGAAGUUUGAAUAAUAUUUCUGCGACGCCGAAUCACAUUACGAAGAUGCUCGCUGCGUCAACGCCGAUAAAUAGCGGCACGAAACUAACCAAUAACGGUGUGACACUAAACAAGACAAACACUUAUCCGCCCAAACCCACUAAAACGUCAUUCACACAUCAUUCCUCCCCCGCCGCGAACAACGCGCCCUCCCCAUCAUCAUCAUCCGCGACGACGAGUGUUGUCGCCAUCUCGCCAAGUAACAAGAAACUAAUUUUAAAUGCUUCACCUAAAAACUCGUGUGUGUAUGAGAAACAGCAGCAAAACAAACAAAAUUUACUCCAAAAACUUUCAAUAAAUAACAGUGAGGCAGUCCCUUGUCACAACAACAGCAGCUCGUCAGCGGACCUCCUCAACGGAAAAUCGCAUUUUUCCAAUAAAAUGGCAGCCGAUACGAAGGCAUCUGUGCAAAUUGGCAGCAAUCGACUGCGGAUCAUAACCACAGAUACGGACGACGACGAGGACUUUACGAAUGUCACGACGACAGCGACGAUUAUCUUGCCAUCCAAAGCAGCCGCCGCCGUCAAGCAAAACGGAACAUUGACGACGAAGAGCGCGGGCGGUGACACUAUUGUUGCAAAUAACCACGAAAAUGCGAAAGACAAUAGUAGCGAUGCACCAUCAAACCAAUUAGAAAAGAAAAACCUUGCGAAUCAUAAACAAUUACAAAGCGAUACUAAUGAUUCUAGUGUUCGUAGUGCUUCCUCACUAAGAAGUGCACUUCCUCCAUCAUCUGCAAGUCGAUCGACAUGGGACAAAGACACCUACAGAUCAACCUAUUCUAGUCGCAAUUAUGAUAACAAUGAUUCGUCGACGUCAUCGUCGUCGUACAUUCUACCAAGGUCCUCACUUUCGACGAGAUCUGGAUCGCCCGGGAAGGAUUAUGAGUCGAGGAAGGCAGAAAAGGAAAAUCAAGAAGGUCUCUGUGGACUUUGGAACAUCGGCAACACCUGUUUCAUGAACUCGGUUUUGCAGUGUUUGAGUCACACGAAGGAAUUGACGCGUGGAAUUCGGGCUUUGGUUCCCGUGCGAGCAGCUGGAAAGGAUCAACGCAUUUUCACAGAAUUUCAAAAGCUGAUAAAGGAGUUAUGGACCCCCGGGAAUCGCAGUGUCAAUCCAUCCGAGUUCAAAAUGGCAUUUUCGAGCAAGCAUCGCAUGUAUUCGGGAUCGGCGCAACAAGAUUCGCAAGAAUUUUUGAGAUUUUUCCUCGAUUCGGUGCAUGGGGCUUUGAAUACCGCAACGAAAGCUGACCCAAUUACGCUUGAAGAUAGCAUGAGUGACGCACGAAAAGCUGAGUUAAUGUGGAACUGGUAUUCAAAAACCGAAAAUUCAGUCAUCAAGGAUCUCUUUGUGGGACAAUUGAAGUCGACUCUCAAGUGUACAGAAUGCGGCAACACGAGUACCACGUUCGACCCCUUUUGGGAUUUGAGUGUUUCCUUGCCAUCGAAUACGCGUUGCAAGCUCUCCGAUUGCCUCGACUCGUUCAUCAAAGAGGAAAUUCUCGAUGGCGACGAGAUGCCAACUUGCUCAAAAUGCAAAACACGCCGAAAAAGCACGAAGAGCUUCACGAUCCAGCGUUUCCCCAAGAUUCUCGUGAUCCAUUUGAAGCGUUUCUCCGAGACCCGCUGGAGCAAACUCACGACUCUCGUCGAAUUUCCGACGUCAGAAGGCGGACUUAACCUCGAACCAUAUGCCUCAUCCUCGAAUUCCGACUCAAGCAAUGGACUUUACUCGCUGUACGCAACGUCAAAUCACAUGGGAUCGACUGCCGGCGGACAUUAUGUCGCCUUCUGCAAACAUCCAGUCAGCAAAAAGUGGCACGAGUUCAAUGAUAAUAGUGUAACCGAUGCACCUGAAAGCAGCCUGGUCUCAUCUAGUGCCUACCUUCUAUUUUAUGAAAGAAUGUAAGAGAAAAACAAAAACAUUAUUAUUAUGAUAUAUGAAACAUUUAGCGAAUAAAAAACCAAAAUUAUAAAUUUUUCGUGAACUUGAAUGAUGAAUACGAAUAAUAAACAUUAAAAUAUAUAUAAUGAAAAAUAUAUAUAAUAAAAUUUAGAUAUUAAUAGAUUUUAAUUACAUAAAAAAAAUAUUAAAAAUAAUUAAUUAUAAAAAAUAAUUAUAAAUAAAUAGGAUAGAAAA